AUGUUGGGAUUUUUUACAAACUAUUACUCAGUUGGUUACAAUUCGAUUCUUUGUAAAACCCGAUACUAUCUUCUAACAGCAUGUCAAUUGAUUAGUCGAGGUUGUAUUGUCAUGGCAUGUCUUGAUCGAUUUCUUUUAUGUUCACAAAAUGUUCAACGUCGAGCGUUUUGUCAAAGAAAAGUCGCACUAAAAAUGAUCUUUCUCAUUAUAUCGACAUGUUUAUGUUUGUCAAUCUAUGUUCUCAUUGUUUAUGAGCCUAAUUCUGCGAUUGGAAGAAUUAUCGAUACGACGGUUUCAUUUGUAUUUAAUUUCGGCAUUCCGGCAGUAUCAAUGAGUUCACUCAGUGGAUUGAUCAUAUGGAAAUUAAAACAAAAUUCGCAAAGAUUUGCUCAACAAAGAAUUCACGUACGCAAACGAGAUGUUCAACUCUCUGCGAUGCUGAUUGGACAAGUGAUUUUAUACAUUGUCACCGCACUACCAUUUGUGUCUAAUUUUGUUUAUUUAUCAAUAAUACAGUAUGAUCGACCAUCAAUGAGAACACCUUAUCGAAAUGCUGCAGAAAAUCUAGCAACAGUCGCAACUGGCGCGUUCGUAACUUAUGUCUUCAAUGCUAUGAAUUUCUAUAUUUAUACAUUAACAGUGUCGAGUUUUCGUCGUGAAUUGUUUGCAAUGAUUAUUCCAAGCCAACCUUCAAACUAUCGAACUUGA
This is a messenger RNA of Adineta ricciae, 708 nucleotides long. The record is from the annotation of a GenBank genome assembly. Lineage: Eukaryota; Metazoa; Rotifera; Eurotatoria; Adinetida; Adinetidae.